UCACGUGACAAGGGACUGACAACGAAGAGGUGGUUCCUGGCGAAGCUACCAGUUCGUUGGGUCCUGAAGGGAAGGUUUCAACAUGUCGCUGGAGGACCCGUUCUUCGUUGUUAAGGGGGAGGUGCAGAAGGCCCUGUCCCGGGCGCGGGGCCUGAUGGAGCGCUGGGAGGAGCUGCUGCAGGAGGGCACCCCCGUCAGUCGGGACGAGCUGGACUGGAGCACCAACGAGCUGAGGAACUGCCUGAGAGCCAUCGACUGGGACCUGGAGGACCUGCACGAGACCAUCAGCAUCGUGGAGUCCAACCCCGGGAAGUUUCGCCUGGGGGAGAACGAGCUGCAGGAGCGGAAGGACUUUGUGGAGAGGACGCGGCAGUCUGUCCAGGAGAUGAAGGAUCAGCUGUCGAGCCCCACGGCAGUGGCCCAGAGGGAGAAGAAAAACCGAGAGGCUCUCCUGGGGGCCACGGGGCCAGAGCACUUCGAUGGCUUGGAGCCUCACAUGGUCUCGUCCGACUCCAGCUACAUCCAUGAGCAGCAACAGCUCAUCAUACAGGACCAGGACGAUCAGCUGGAGCUGGUUACGGGCAGCAUCAGGGUACUGAAGGACAUGUCCGGUCGUAUCGGGGAUGAGCUGGAUGAGCAGGCCAUCAUGCUGGGAGAUUUCGGCGAGGAGAUGGAUCAGACUGGCUCACGGAUGGACUCGGUGCUGAAGAAGAUGGAGAAGGUUUCUCACAUGACCAGCAGUAGACGGCAGUGGUGUGCCAUUGGAGUCCUGGUGGUGGUCCUGAUCGUCGUCCUGAUCCUCAUCUUUGCACUCUGACCUUUGACCUCCGAGCUCCUCCACUUCCUACUCCUGGUUAGGAUCGGGCGUCAACGGAUGGAUGGAUGGAUGGAUGCACAGGCGGGAAAGAAGGAAACGCCCUCCUCCUUUACUCCCUCUCCUCAGUGCAAAGAGGGCAGCCCAGGCCAGAAGGCACGCAUUUCUGUCUCUGCUUUCGGCCUGGGCUGCAUUGUGACAUCAUCGUUCAUCGCCCAGUGCAAGACGCAUUCAAAUCAAGCUGAGGUGGAACGUCGUGGUUCAUGGUCAACGUGAUUUGUUUUAGACAAGAGUUCAUUUGUUGAUUUUAUUUGGGUAAAUAUGGUACUGGCGUCAUGGCGGAUGCUCACAGCAAACUGUAAAGCGUGUUAAUAACUGUUGCCUUAUUCUAUUUUUGUACAUUUUUGGUCCUGGUAUGUCAAAAAGAAAAAAAACAAACCAACAAAAUAAAAAAUAAAAAUGUUUUCAGAUGAAGUCAGCAGAGGCAAUUGUAUUAACCAUGGAAGCUAAACACAAUUUCUUGUCAGAAAUAUUAAGAGCACAAUGGCUCUUUUUCAGUGUUCUUCGUUUAUAUUGCCAUUGUAGCCCCCUGGUGGGCAAAAAAUGACUGUGCAGCAUUUUGUACAGGGCUCCAUUCAUUUUGUUGCUUUAUCUUCACAGGCUUCCAUUUUAUGAACUUCUGAUGAUGGGUGGAUAAAUAUCCAGGGGUGGCUGGAAACGGGAGGAGGGUAUUUCCGUGACAUUUCAGUUUUCUGCAGUAGGGAAGUUUGCUCUCCGUGAUGUGGCCUGGCUGUUUAUUCCAGUCGCCCACUCCUCUGUUUUCGGAAACAACGGCGCUAGUGCUGUCCCUCUAAACACCCUGCCGCAGCGUUGAACUUUGACCGAGUGCCCCUGCUCUGAGGUUCUCUACUGGGGCUGGUUCAUAGCUGCUGGACGGUUCAAUGCCUAUAUGUCAACUUCCUCACAAUGUGUUUUCUGUGGUGAAAGUAAGCCUUGGUAGAACAUCUUCCCCUUUUCUUGUGAGUUCAUAUGCCUUACGAUCAUGUAACCACUCUGGUUACAGCCGGUACACUUUUGUGUCACCACGACAUAUAAAAGGAUUUCAUAAUAUUGGUUUGUUUGCACAUGUAUCUUGUAUACUUUGUAUAUUGUAUAUCUUGACCCCGUUAAUUUCCGUGGGUUUGGUUUAGUCUACUUAUGAGUUACCGCAAUAUUUAAGGCUCCGGUAUAACUCAGGUUAGACCUAUUGAUCUCCUGUCAGUAAUAAAACUACAAAUACAAUUAAAACAGGUGGUAUAUAUUGGAUCAAAUGGGUAAAACACCAUUUCCUGUUGGGUCAAAUAUCAUAUAGGUGAACGUGAGACAUUGAUCAGUUUUUUUUUUUUUGACGAGCUUUCAAAUUGUGUUAAUGUUACCGGGAGGCAAAUGGGCCGUCAGUAGGGGCAUAGGCUACAGAGCGCGUCGUCUGUGCUUGCGUGAAGAUUAAAGCUUCUUCUUGGAGCUUUGCUUUAACACCGUUACAGAAAGAAAAGAAAAAAACUAGAUACAGGGUGGACCAUUGGGUUGUGAUAUGCUGAAAUACGGUCGGGCUUUUUUUACUUUUAGAGUCUCGUCUCUUUCCUCCUGAGCCUCACUUCGCGCGCCACUUGGUCUGUUCAUUCUGUACUAUCGCUGGCUGGACUUUUUUCCCCCUUAAUUCUCCCAAUGAUCAGUGGAUCUGCCAAAAGGUCUUUACAGUUGAUUCGCUUAAGCAACAGUUUGGUUGCCCCUGACUGUCGCAUUGUCAAACCACUGCUACGUCUCUCAGUAGGCUAUACUACUGAUUGCCAGCAUACGAUACGAUGCAACGAUACAAAAAGCUUUUUUUUCAUCAGAAUAACUGUUUGUCGCCUCGGGGAUGAAACGAACAAAUGUCCAAGCUUAUUGGCUUUGUUUCGUGCAUUGACAAAAAAAACAACUCCCUGACUGUGCGGCACGCGCCUUAAUGUAACUGCUUAGGUGGAGUUUUCCAUGUCCUUCUGCUGGCACGUGUCAGCUGUUAUUUUUGACGUAAGUUUCGGUAAUGCGCUGCCUUGCAACUGACGGCCAUUUCCUUCUUUGGUAUGGAAACAGCGAAGAUAUUGUCAGUAAAUAUUUUUUUUCAACCUUUCGGGUCUUUAAUUCCUCUUUGGUGGAGUCAUGGUUACUCACGGCUGGCGUCCCCAGCCCUUGCCUCCCACUGCCUCCCAAUUUAAUGCAUACAGUAAAAAGUACGAAAGACGGCUCAAGUCAGUUGAAUUCGUUGUUUUUAUAUACAUGCUCCAAAGCAUUUAUUAUAUUAAAUAUUUGCUUGUAGAUUGUUGGAAAACGUCACAUGCUCUUAAUAAAUGAUAAUGUGCUUUUAA
Messenger RNA from Anguilla anguilla (European eel), 3198 nucleotides. It is a transcript of the gene stx10, whose product is annotated as syntaxin-10. Gene Ontology annotation, cellular component: membrane. The record is from RefSeq and is a predicted model, not a curated record. Bases 83 to 817 code for a protein of 244 amino acids. Lineage: Eukaryota; Metazoa; Chordata; Actinopteri; Anguilliformes; Anguillidae. Gene Ontology annotation, biological process: Golgi vesicle transport. The transcript has 8 exons.